AUGGUAGUCGGCAUUCAACCAGAUCCUCCAUUUUACGCAUUGACGGGAGACGAUCAAGCUGCGCUGGUCGUUGUCGCCUCGCUCAUCUUCCUCAUUUACGCCAUCGUCGGAAUAUCUUUGAAGCUUAUAAUUCGUCUCAACAUCACCUCUUUGAAGAGUCACGAUGUAAUACUAUUAGCCGCGACCGGAUUACUUCUCUCCCAGACGGUCUGCAUCAUCAUUGCUUGCAACCAUGGACUAGGCCAUCAUCAAGAUGUAGUGGAGCUUUAUGAUCUCGAGGCAUUUCACGAGCUCUUCUACGUUUCCUCUUUACUUGCGAUUGCGAUUGCCGCUAGCACGAAAAUUUCACUAUGCCUCCUCAUCCACUCCAUCAAUAAUCACGGACGACUGAAUCUUGCGAACAAGGUACUCUUCGGUGCCAUCGUUUCUUGGGGCAUCUCGGGAAUAAUGACGACGACCUUUCAAUGCUCCCUACCGCAGCCGUGGCUUGCCACUGCUGGUGAGAAGUGCCCAGGCCGAGAGGGUAUUUUCCUCUACAACGGCGUGAUGGACAUCCUUACGGACGUUUGUUUAUGUCUGCUACCCGUCGCUAUGAUGUGGAAAGUGCAGACUACCAUUCCCAUAAUCACAAUUCCGAGACUAAUUUACACACAUGCCAUGGUUACAGACUAUGCUGACGCGACAUGGCACGCUGUACAUCACUUUACCUGGUUGCAAGUCUCACUAGGCAUGUCAAUACUCACAGCAUGCAUCCCAAGUCUGAAGGGGGUCAUCGACAGCCUCCUCGGGUCUACCUCCGUGGCAGCCAUCCAGGCACCUUACCAUUUGGCCUCGUCAGGCAGAGACGGCAGUAGGCUUCAACCAACGAGUUUGCCGAUCGGCAGCGGGUCCAACACGAGACCGGGGUCUCACCUGGCGAGCGGCGCAGGAGAUUCGAGGAUCGCGAGGGCUGGUUUGGCUAGAGUACCCGACUGGUCGAUCGGUUGCGGGGUCCACGGUUAUGCAGAGAAAGUAGAUUUCGGUCGCAGUGAGAGUGUGAGGAAAUUGACUGAAGAUGGAGAGUUUGGGGCGUCUUCUGAUGAAAGGCGGAGAUCGAACUCACAAGAGGGGUCCAUGAAGUCUGCUGAGACUGACUUGCGAUUGUAA
Messenger RNA from Colletotrichum scovillei, 1146 nucleotides. RefSeq lists its product as uncharacterized. Bases 1 to 1146 code for a protein of 381 amino acids. Lineage: Eukaryota; Fungi; Ascomycota; Sordariomycetes; Glomerellales; Glomerellaceae. The transcript is spliced from 3 exons. The record is from RefSeq and is a predicted model, not a curated record.